This is a messenger RNA of Myxocyprinus asiaticus (Chinese sucker), 1775 nucleotides long. Its product is annotated as nuclear ubiquitous casein and cyclin-dependent kinase substrate 1-like. The record is from RefSeq and is a predicted model, not a curated record. Gene Ontology annotation, molecular function: single-stranded DNA binding; double-stranded DNA binding. The transcript has 10 exons. Bases 103 to 999 code for a protein of 298 amino acids. Gene Ontology annotation, cellular component: cytoplasm. Lineage: Eukaryota; Metazoa; Chordata; Actinopteri; Cypriniformes; Catostomidae. Gene Ontology annotation, biological process: double-strand break repair via homologous recombination; interstrand cross-link repair.
AAUCGUUAGGUUGCGCAAAAGCUGCAGUUUCAGUUUGUUUUAUUCACCAUUUUGAGUAGCUGAAGUCUCUUACCAUUUUAACCUCUACAGUAUUCCUGCAAAAUGGCAAGACCAGUGAGGAACAGAAAGGUGGUGAAUUACUCCCAGUUUAACGAAUCUGAUGAUGGAGAUGAGGACUAUGGCAAAGACAAGGAAACGGUAAAGAAGGUUCGUGCUCCCCCUCGUGAAGUCAAGCACAAGAAGCCUAAGAACUCGAAGGAUGACAGUGAGGAUUCAGAUGACAAACUCUCCAAAUCCAAAAAUGAUUCUGCGGAUGACUUGGGUAGUGAUGAAGACAACAACUUUGGAGAGGAGGAAGAUGGAGGAAGUGACUAUGAUGAUAAAAAAGUCAAAAAGGCAAAGAAAGCAAAGGUGGAGAAGCCGGGCAAACGGUCACUGAAGAGGAAACGAGGUGGAGAUGACAGUGAUGAUGAUAAAGAAGUGAGCAGGAAACCCAGACAGGUGAGGCAGGCUGCAUCGAAGGCUGUGUCUAAACAGAGAGAAAUCCUGCUGGGAGAUGGAGGCAGUGAGGAUGAGGAUAAAGAUGAGGAAGAACAGCAGUUCGUAGACCAAGAGUCAGGCAGCGACGAAGACUUCAUGGUUGAUGACGAUGAUGACAGUGACUACGGACGCUCUAAAAAGAAAGGCAAAAAAGUGAUCCAAAGAGGAAGGAAAGUGGAGAAGAAAGAAAAGAAGUCUCCUAAACCCCGUCUUAAGGCCACAGUGAACCCCAGCCCUGCAAAAGGUAAAGGGAAGGGUCGCCCCAGCGCAGCUAAAGCACUGGAGAAAUCCUCGCCCAAAGACGAUGAAGAACCCGAAAGCCCUCUGGAAGACGAGGAAGAAGAUGAGGUGGAGAAGAAAGAGUCUCCUCCCAAAAAGACAAAGGAAGACGCCCCUGAGGAUGAGGAAGAUGAAGAGGAAGAAGAUGGCUCAGAGGAGGCUCCAUCCGGGGAAGAUUAGCCAUGUCAUCUCGUAUAAAGGCUGCAGUACGAAUGCUUUCAUCUCUUUUGUCAAAGGAGGCAUGCAUGAGCGUGGUGAGACCGGUCCUGAAAAGCAAUUAAUCGUACGGAAUACGUGAAUCUGAGGUCGCACGCAAUGUUGCCGCCUUACGAAGCCUGUUUUUAUUUUAUUUUAUUUUUUUAUACAUAUAUAUAUAUUGUACCGCAAAGUUAAGCAUUACAAGCCAGUGCUAGCUUUGACGCAUACCUGAUUUGUCCGCAGAUUGUAUUGCCGAAUGUUGGGGGAGCUCUUCAAUUAAGCAAAUUACGUUUUAAGAGUAUUGUUGCUAUUUACGCCCUGGAUCAAAUACAUUUGUAAUGUCAUGACAGAGAUUGGCAUAUUUGCACUGUGACGAUGGAGAAGAAUUGUACUAUUCAUACCUUAUGUGUGUUUGCUCGUAAAAUAUAUAUCUGUUGCUGCUUGUUUUUAAGUUUCAGACACAUGAUGUGUAUCCUGUGAUGCAUUUUAAGGGGCUUUUCUGUCUGCAGUGCAUAAAUGGCAUCCUGAUAUGGUUCGAUCCUUCUGCCAGGCAUCUCUGAAUAUUUUCCAUUCGUGCUGUCUAAAUUGGUUUUUAACCUUGCAGUCCAAAAACACGUAUGAAUGUUUUGUUUUUGUGCUUUUAAAAUUUUAUUUUAAAUUGGUUUCAUUUUUGUUUAAUUUUUUCCUCAGAUUUUUUUUUUUGUAAUGUUUGUUUUUUUAAGAAAAGAAAUAAAAUGUAUCUUCAUUUUAAUGACAAA